AACAAUUUUCACAUACGACUAGCAAGUGGGAGAGAGUCACAGAACACAAUACAAUCUUACAAAGUUACAACUUCCCAAAAACGUAAAAAAGUUGCCGUGAUUUCCGCCAUUUAUUCUAAAGUAGACUAGACUUGGAAAAAUUUUAACUGCGACAGACAUCCUGGGCUGGGAUGCUUCUUCAUCCACCGGCUACGGCAGCAUUUAUACUAAUUAUCGCCGCCGUAGUAUUUCCGGUGAGUAGUUUCCCGGCGAGUAUUUUGCAACUUGAAAGAGCUUUCCCGAUUAAUGAAAAAGUAGAGUUGGACGUUCUUCGGGCCCGAGAUGCGGCCCGUCAUGCCCGUAUCUUGCAGAGUAAUGGCGUUGGCUAUGGUGUUGUGGAUUUCACUGUUCAAGGCUCUUCUGAUCCUUCUUUUGCUGGGUUGUAUUUUUCUAGAGUGAGAUUGGGAACUCCUCCUAAGGAAUACAAUGUGCAGAUUGACACAGGAAGUGAUAUAUUAUGGGUUACUUGCAAUUCUUGUAACGACUGCCCACGGUCAAGUGGCCUUGGGAUGGAGCUUAAUUUUUAUGAUACCGCUGGCUCUUCGACUGCCAGCUUAGUGUCUUGUUCGGACCCAAUAUGUACUACAAUGGUUCCAACAACAGCGUCUCAAUGUUCUGCUGACACUAAUCAGUGCCGUUACUCGUUCCAAUAUGUUGAUGGAAGCGGGACGUCAGGGUUUUAUGUAUCCGAUAUGCUGUACUUUGAUAUGAUCAUCGGGAACUCUAUGAUCGCUAAUUCGUCUGCUUCUAUUGUUUUCGGAUGCAGCACCUAUCAAUCUGGGCAAUUGACCGAGUCAGAUCAUGCUAUUGACGGGAUCUUUGGUUUUGGUCAGCAAGGCAUGUCUGUUGUAUCGCAGCUAUCCUCUAGAGGGAUAACACCUCAGGCUUUUUCCCAUUGUUUGAAAGGAGAGGGUAAUGGCGGGGGUAUUCUGGUCCUUGGCGAAAUUUUGGACUCGAGUAUUGUGUAUAGCCCGCUUGUUCCAUCGCAGCGUCAUUAUAAUUUGGACCUGCAGAGCAUUGCAGUCAAUGGGCAAUUAUUGGCAAUUGAUCAUUCAGCAUUUACAGCAUCCGACAACCAGGGAACGAUCAUUGAUUCUGGAACAACUUUGGCAUAUUUGAUUGAAGAAGCUUAUGACCCUUUUAUUAAAGCGGUAACGGACGUAGCAGUGUCACAUUCUACCAAACCUCUUAAUUACAAAGGAUACCAAUGUUACUUGGUCUACACAAGUUUAAGCGAUAUAUUUCCAUUUGUGAGCUUGAACUUUGCUGGUGGUGCAUCCAUGGUGUUGAGACCUGAAGAAUACCUUUUAAAGAUGGGCGUUGUGGAUGGUGCAGUUUUAUGGUGCAUGGGUUUUCAGAAAGCUCAAGACCAAGGAGCUACCAUUUUAGGAGAUCUUGUUUUGAAAGAUAAAAUCUUUGUCUAUGAUCUAACACAUCAAAGGAUUGGAUGGGCUAAUUAUGAUUGUUCAAUGUCUGUCAACGUCUCGAUUACAUUUGGUAGGGAUGAGUUCAUUAAUGCCAGACAGCCAAGUAUGAGCAGCUUGUCCAAAAAUGUUCUCGUUGGAGUCGUACCUGUUCUCUUUAAGGCGCUUAUUGCACAGAUUAUAACGUUUCUGAUCAUGUAGCUAACCUUCUGAUUCGAACUAAUACCCAAGCCCAAUUUUCACUUCAUGAAUCCGUAUCACGGUUGAUUGGCAAGGCCUUCGAUUUUUUUUAUGUUCGUUUCGUAAAUCUCGUACGAAAUUUCGAUCUGUUGGAAGCUGAGUUUCAUUUUGCUUGGAGGGCGAGUCACCAGUUUGGAGUCUGAAACUGUUCCUGAUGUACAUUAUUCAUGUAGUGCUAGUGUAGUACUCAAAUUUGUAUGGCAGGUAUUGUAGAUUAUUAGUCCCUAUAAGAGGAAAUGAACAUUUUUGUUUACUUUUUGAAGAAAAAAAAGGCAAAUUACAAGUGCAA
Amaranthus tricolor (Joseph's coat) is the source of this 1992-nucleotide messenger RNA. Its product is annotated as aspartic proteinase 36-like. Gene Ontology annotation, molecular function: aspartic-type endopeptidase activity. Gene Ontology annotation, biological process: proteolysis. The coding region runs from base 171 to 1664 and encodes 497 amino acids. The transcript is spliced from 10 exons. The record is from RefSeq and is a predicted model, not a curated record. NCBI's taxonomy places the organism in Eukaryota, Viridiplantae, Streptophyta, Magnoliopsida, Caryophyllales, Amaranthaceae.